GUCCUCGAUGAAGCCCAGGAGUCCUGCGUUACCAGGUGUGGGUCCUACCUACGCAAGAGGAGAGUCAAACAGAAAUUCUGUGGCGAAUCUUCAAGAAAAAGUCUCUCAAGGUCUGGAGAGAUGAGUCACAGGCUAAGAGCACCCAUGGCUCUUGCAAAGUCAGUUCCCAGCACCUACAUGGUGGCUCACAAGCAUCCAUAACUCCAGUUCUAAUGAUCCAGUGGCCUCUUCUUAUCUCCAUCAGUACCAGGAGGGCAUGUGGUACACAGACAUACUUACAGGCAAAGCACUUAUGCACAUGAAAUAAAAACAUUUUUUAACAGAGAAAAGACUUCAGGAUUUGCUGCAGUGGGCUUCCUAAUUUUGGAAGAACUGGCUAGUCAGAACCUGGAAAUUGAGUUUAUACUGUGAAUCUUCAAGAAGUGCACACAGAUGUUGAAAUAAAAAAUGGGGAGAAGCAUCUUGCCAUACUUAUAAAAACCACAAAUUGUGGUGAUGCUUUACUAUUAUUUCAUAAACAUUGAAAGUGAAAAAAUAUUUCUCUUUGAAAUCCCAACCCAAAUGGACAGACAGUAUCCCUCUGAGAAGUUAUAUAAGGAGCCUCAGGGGGAGAAAAGGCCUCUUUAUAACUCAAGAAAGAACUGAGAGAAAAGGAAGAAAGGACGGUCAUCCCAUAGACCAGUAUUCAGAGAAUCUUUAAGUUAAACUCAGUCUUGAUGGAACAGAACUGGCUCCUCCAUUGUUCCCUGCUGAGACAACUUGCCAAAAUAUCCAGUUCAAAGACUUUGUAGUUCCCUUUUACUGUACCGGUAAAGACGUUUGUAGAUGGAAGUCCCCAUUUGUCCCUUGCAGUCUUCAGAGAGACCACACAGAGGGCUCCUGUAACUGUGGCGACUCCGGUGGGAUGCCCAUCACCAACCCCAUGGUCAUCUCGUCAAGAAAACCCCCACUUCAGAGAAACCAUACACGUGUGGUCACUGUGGUGAGGCCUUCAUCCAGAACUCAGAACUGAUGCUUCACCAGCGAGACCACCUAAAAGAAGCCUGCGGGCGGGAGCAUUGUGGAAAGGGCUGCCCCCCCACACCGCAGCUCGGGUCUGUUUACCCAUCAAGCGGUCCUCAUGGAUGAGAAACCUUACAAGUGUGACAAGUGUGGGAAAGGCUUCACCCGGAGCUCAAGUCUGCUUGUCCAUCAUGCAGUCCACACAGGUGAGAAGCCGUUUAAGUGUGACAGGUGCGGGAAGGGCUUCAGUCAGAGCUCAAAGCUCCACAUCCACCGGAGGGUCCACACUGGAGAGAAGCCCUAUGAGUGUGACGAGUGUGGCAUGAGCUUCAGUCAGCGAUCGAACCUGCACAUCCACCAGCGUGUGCACACGGGGGAGAGGCCCUACAAAUGCGGGGACUGUGGGAAGGGCUUCAGGCAGAGCUCCAACCUCCACAUCCACCGCUGCACCCACACGGGGGAGAAGCCCUACCAGUGCUGUGAGUGCGGGAAGGGCUUCAGCCAGAGCUCGGACCUCCGCAUCCACCUCCGCGUGCACACUGGGGAGAAGCCCUACCACUGCGGCAAGUGCGGGAAGGGCUUCAGCCAGAGCUCCAAGCUCCUCAUCCACCAGAGGGUGCACACUGGGGAGAAGCCCUACGAGUGCAGCAAGUGCGGGAAGGGCUUCAGCCAGAGCUCCAACCUCCACAUCCACCAGCGGGUCCACAGAAAGGGCUCUUCAUUCGUAUGAGCCCGCUCGGAGCUCAGAACUUCCAUUGUUUUCCGUGGCUGAGUGUGCUCUCAGUGGUAGACUGCUUGCCUAGCAUGUAUAAGGCCCUAAGUUUGCAGCUUAAUGCUUUGUUUUUAUAGGAGUGUGUGUGUUCAUGCAGAGGGCUGCAUGUGCUGUGUGGGUGUGUGCAUGUAGGUGGGCACGUGUGUGGAGGUCAGAGGUCUCUCCUGUGCAGAUGCUUAUCACUUUUUUGUUUGAGACUGGGACCCUGUCACUCGUGGUAUGGAAUGUCACCCAGUAAACUGGGCCAGAGUUCCAUGGAUCUACCUGUCUCCACUUCCCAGCUCACCGUGGCUAGGAUUACAAGUGUGUGCCAUCACACUCAACUUUUAUGUGGGUUCUGUCUCAAGUUUUCAAGACAAGAGCUUUACUGACUGAACUGUCUCCCCAGGCCCUGGCUUAAUACUUUCAACCCUUACCUUUGUAUUCCUCAAAGGAAAGAAAUAGGGUUAUUCAGAUACAGUCCCUCACAGACAAAAAUCAGUCCUUCAUUUAAAGUACCUGAGUACCCAUCACAUUUUAUGUUAUACAAUGAAUGGAUUAUUCUGUCUCCUCAGAUGAGUAGAGUGUACAGUGCAAUUCUGCUGGUGUUGACAGAAGUGUAUUCCACAGUUUUAACUGCAAGAACUUUGUAUUUUUCCAAGCACAGCAUGCUACUCUUUGUUUAUAGUCUCUGAGAAAUUGGAAUUCAUGUUUCCUCUCAAAUUAUAUGCCAUAUUUUUCAUGCUCCUUUUAAGUCUCAAAUAGCCCUCUUUAAACUAUGAUCACAGUGUGUCCAUUGAGGGUAGGGUGGGGAGCUGAAGGUAUAAUGGGCAUGGAGAUCUGUUGUGUUUAGUACAAAAAUGUACAUCAGUUUAUGGUCACACUACAGGAAAUGCUUCCCAUAUACUACUGUGAUGGAAAGUUCACUCAGUCCCUCCUCCAAAGCAGCUAUUCAGGACUGUAAAUAAUUAGUUUUUACAGAGUGAAGUUCGUUUGAUGGGGCUACUUCCAUAGUAAAAGCAAUCUCAGGAGAAAUCCCAAAGCAACAUAACAUAGCCAUAGUAGCUGGGAGAGGAAAGCUGGAUUGGGGGCUGCUGAAACAAGUGAUCCAGCAGCAGAUCUGAGGCAGAAUUGGAGAAAGCUAGUACAUGGGGAGCAUGUGGCAGCCAAUCAGAGGCGUCAGAAACCUCAUUGAGACUUGAUAAAUUAAAAUUGACUAGUGGAGAAAGUACUAAAGAAUGUGCCUUAUUAAACAGGUCUAAUUUCCAGGAUAGUAUUAAACAUUAGAUGUUUAUUUAAGAAACCACAGUAAUGAGAAUAAGAGGAAGAUCAUCAGUGAAUGAGAUCUCAGCAAAAAACAUACAGGCUAGGAAGAUGGGUGCAUGGGCACUGUGUCAGUACAGAAGCAGGCAUAAUUUAUGCCAUUCAUACAAGGGGAUAAGGAAAAAAAAAAUCUGUUUUGGUUUCAGGCCAAAAGGUACUUAAUAAAAUGAAGGACAGAAUGAAGCAAGAUGGAAAGCCUUGACACUUAUGACCUAGGAUAUAUGGAACAUUCUCUUCAUCCCACGUAUAGACACACUAUUCUCAUCAGCUGCUAUACACAGCCAGAACUUACCCUCCAGGAGACGUUCUGAGGCUCAACUCUCCAGUAUGGCUUUGGGAAUCCAACAGUGGAACAGCUUUCUAUCUUUCGAUUUAUAGACCAGGCUAUCCUCGAACUCAGAGAUCCACCUGCCUCUGGCUCCCUGAGUGCUGGGAUUACACACACACACACACACACACACACACACACCAGCUUAUAAUUUUGUUUUUCGGUUGUUUUGUUUUGUUUUUCUGAGAAACUGUUUCUUUGUGUAUCCCUGGUUGUCAUGGAUUCACUUUGUAGACCAGGCUGGCCUGAACUCACAGAGAUCUGCCAGCCUCUGCCUCCCAGUGCUGAGAUUACAGGCAUGCGCCAGGACACCCAGCUGUUUUAAGUUGUUGGGGUUUUUUUUAUUUUUAUUUUAUGUGCAUUAGUGAGAAGGUAUCAAAUCCUUUGGAACUGGCUGUACAGACAGUUGUGAGCUGCCAUGUGGGUGCUGGGAAUUGAACCUGGGUCCUUUGGAAGAGCAGACAGUGCUCUUAACCACUGAGCCAUCUCCAGCCCUAGUUUUGUAUUUUUCAAACACAGAGUAAAUAAGUCUGUAACUUUAAAAACUCUACAUAAAGAGGGCUGAGAAUGCAGCUCAGUGGAGUACUUGCCUAGCACUACUUGUGAGGCACGCCUGUAUUCCUACACCCAGGGAGGAAGAGGCAGAAGUUCAAAGUCAUCCUUGGCAAUACCCAAAACUUAGAGCCAGGCUGGGAUACAGAAGACACUGUUUCAAAAAUGAUGGUAAUAGAUCACAAAAAAGGAAUCUGGGUCCCAGAUAAUUUUCCUGGUAUGUUUUUUAUAAGAAAUUAAGGAAUAAGUGGUGAGAUGGCACAGCAGGUAAAGGUGCUUGCCACCAAACCUGAAGACCUGAGUUUGAUCUCCAGAACCUGAGGGAACCCUCUCCACAAGGCACAAGGUUUCCUCUGAGAACACAUACACACACACACACACACACACACACACACACACACACACACGGGGUCGGGGGGAGAGAAAGAGUGAGAGGAGAGGGAGAGAGAGCAAAGGGGGGUGGUUGGAGAGGUGGCUCAGAGAUUAAGAGCACUGGCUGCUUGUCCAGAGGUCCUGAGUUCAAUUCCCAGCAACCACAUGGUAGCUCACGACUAUCUAUAAUGAAAUCUGGUGCCCUCUUCUGGCAUGCAGGUAUACAUGCAGGAAGAAUGCUGCACACAUAAUAAAUAAAUAAAUCUUAAAAAAAAAAAAAAGGAAAAGAAAUUGAACCGGGUGUGAUGGCACAUACCUUUAAUCCCAGCACUUAGUUCAGGGCUACACAAAGAAACCCUGUCUCGAAAACAAAAAGGAAAAGAAAAACGAACAGAACAAAAAAGCCAAAAUCCAUCAGGGAACUUAAGGGUUUUCAAUCCCCAAAAGGAGUCCCUCUCCCAACUAUUUGUCAUCCUCAUAAUCCACAUAAUUUGCCCAUCCCAACGUGUCUCUUACUAUUUCCACUGUUCUCUCCUGCUUCCCUAGCCCUGGCCAUGUCCAGUCUCCUUUCUCUCAGCUGUGCACACGUCCAGAUAUCUCUGGAUAUUUUCUCUCUCUUGCCCACAAUAAAAACCUUAUCCCUAAUGGAGUGGUCAUGUUGAUAGUUUCUUUACUUAACCUCCUCGAAUUUACAUAACAACAUCCUAUCUCAAAAAAUACACACCUUUGAUUCCAGCACUCAGGAAGCAGAGGCAGGCAGAUCUCUCUGAGUUCAAGGCCAGCCUGGUCUACAAAGCAAAGCUAGUACAGCCAAGGCUCUAUUACACAGAAAACAAAAAC
Molecule: messenger RNA, 5168 nt
Organism: Psammomys obesus (fat sand rat)
Lineage: Eukaryota; Metazoa; Chordata; Mammalia; Rodentia; Muridae
Gene: Znf239
Product: zinc finger protein 239
Exons: 2
Coding region: 1121-1732 (203 amino acids)
Biological process (GO): regulation of transcription by RNA polymerase II
Cellular component (GO): PcG protein complex; transcription regulator complex
Molecular function (GO): RNA polymerase II cis-regulatory region sequence-specific DNA binding; DNA-binding transcription factor activity, RNA polymerase II-specific
Source: RefSeq, a predicted model, not a curated record